GCGAUCUUGUCCAUUGGAUUGGUGUGUUUAAUGGUUGAGAUCAAAUCAAUGGCAAGAUUGUAAUAUUCAACUAAAUUUAAUAGAAUGUUUUAAAUGAUGAGGGGCAAAAUCGUCUUAACAGUGUUUUAAAACAAUCAAGUAUAACCGUCAACACAUCACAUCUCCUUAAUCCACGCGAAGUUCCCUCUCUCUCAUUUUCUCUCUCUAAACCAUCGAGGAAAUCAGAAAAAAUUCAUACCAAAAAUACCGAGAAUCAUGGAUGAAGAUAAGAGAUUUUCAACCUUUUAUAUACGUAAGAUCAAUUGGACAUUGGUUGCUGUGUUUUAGAAGGCGAUUAGGGUUCGAUAGUUGUCUACAUUGAGGUGUUUUAUGUUUGCAGGUAAGAAAUUCAAAAAAAAGACGAUUUAAACAAGAUGGAUUCCAGCAAAAUCAAAGUCGGUGAAAGUGAAAACCCAGUAUCCGGGAGCAAAGUUGUAGUAGCAGAAUGGAAAGGACAAUUCGAAAGUGAUCCUGCACGCUUGACGCCUGUUCAAUUCAAAACAUACAUGAAGGGGCAACAAGCUAGCGGACGGAUCUUUGUGUUGAACUUUUUGUUGUUCUACAACACACUUCUGGGAGAGACAACUACGAAUUCAUCAAUUAAUAUGAAGUUUUUACCAGCCUUGCGUCGAGGGAAGGAUAUCAAAAGUUUUAACUGGUGUGAGUACAUGAUCAGAUAUCUGGAUCGAACGGUGGAAGCAUGGACACCAAAGGAGCCCUUCCUUGGACCAAUGCCAUUGCUAGUGGCUGCGUUGAUACGUGACCAGAAGAUAUACAAAGAAGGUGAACAAAGAGCAACGCAUCUCAUCGAAGAUAUCAAUGAUGACGAUAUCGAGGCAGCAAGCAUAAAGUUGGACUCGGUCAGAUUAGAUCAAAUCUUAGUGGAAGAGUAUGAGUUGCAACCGGAACAAAGGUAUCCAUUUGCAAAAAAGAGUGAUGAUGACAUCGAAGCAGAAGUAGUGAAAACAAAGCAAAAAGAUGAACCCAAGGCUGAAAAACACAUUACCAAAUGUGUUCCGGAAAAAAGGAAAAAAUCUGUUGUGAAGCCGGCCGGUAAAACACAUGGUAAACCUCCGGUCUCACCGGUACCGAAAAAAAAAACAGACUGAAAAGCAACUGCCGAAAGCCAGAGAAGCUGGGAAGAAGAAAAUUUGUAAUGAAAGUGGCCCGGAAAAUGCGCGUGUUGUAGAUGAAAUCCCGGUUAAUGCGGGUUUCCAUACCGAUUUCGCAGAUUGCAUGAAUGAAGAAGCUGGCCAGGAACGAGUGCCUUUUAUAGAUACAUCUGAUAUAGAAAGAUACUACCGAGAAACCGGCGAGUGGGGACAAACACAACAAAGUCAGCCGGGAAUUAGCUCAUCUAUGGCAUCUCAAUAUGGAUCGACACCAGCGACACAAAGCGACGAGGUACAUGCGGGAAUGUUGGAGGUGUUCUUGAAUCAAUUCGACGAAUGUGUAAAAAGGAUAACCGACACUUUUACAGAAGGUUUCCAAUUGUACCCCCAAAGUGAAAAAAUCAAAGAAGUACACAAAUUGUGGACAGAUAAGUUGAAAAAGGUCGGAUCACCGUGUACGACAACCAAACAGCCACAGACUCCUGAUGAUAAAACACCGGAAAAAGAGGCAAAUAAGGAGAAUUUGGAUAUGUCACAGUUGUCGCAGUGGACACCUUCAUUGGCAGAAGAGGUAUGCAAGACGGUUGACAAGACAACCACACAGACGACUCAGCUUGCAGUAAUUGAGCCGCCCGCACAGAAGACUCAGGUUGAAGAAAUGGAGAAGACCGCACUCGCCGUCACACCAAUCUCCCAGAAAACACAGGAGGAGUACGAAUAUGCGAUUAGACGUGGGCAGCUUAUACACGAUCUGGAUCUUGGAAAGCCGAAAAUAAGACCGGAAAGACAAACAGAGUUGACCGAUGCUCUAAGGUCUCCUUACGUGAAGCGGGCAGUGUCGAUUAAGGCAAAGCUUGAAAACGCUGAGCUCUCCGUCAGCUCAUACAUGUUCUCAGCCUGGGGAUCAAUGUGGGAUGUUGUCUUUAGAACUAAGAAAGGAGUGCCGGUGAUGAGAUCUCCGCUCGAAUCAUUAUUGCCGGGAAUCGAGGUGCACAUAUUGGUAAUAAGCGCGUGGGCGGAUUUGUUGAAUUACGAAGAAAAAUUCAAGCAAAAGGGGAGCAUCGCACGCCUGUUCUGUUCAGUAAAUAUGUUGAAUGAAGACGACUACAUUAAAAAUGCAAAAUCAAGAGCAAAAACGUUCGGAGACAACAUGGAACCGGUUUUAGUUUCAGCUGAUGUCAAAAAGAUACCUGAACAUGCCCUCAUCUUUGUACCAGUCUUACACGAAGCUCAUUUCUAUUGUGUAUGCUUUAAUUUAAGGGACAUGAAGGUAGAAGUUUUGGACAACAGCGCUAAGGAAGUCUCAAUGCAAGCGAAAUACAAAAAAAGGCCGGAAAAAUUGCGUGAUGCUUUAUCGGUGUACUUGGAAAAAAAUGGGCAUCCGGCGGGCGGGGUGAUCGAUAAAGUUGAGCCGGUACGAUUGGAAAUGCCAUGGCGUACAAAAAAUAAUGUAAUCGAUUGUGGCGUCUUCCUGAUGCGCCAUAUGGAAACAUACAAGGGCGUAUCUGGAAAAGGUUGGGAAUGCGGAUUCUCAAAUGAGUGCACUGAUGCGGGUGAGAUUUCAUACAAGCAGAGCAAAGAGAUUGAUGAUCUGCGGCGUAAGUACAUUACGAAGAUGCUCCUAAGUGAAGGAAACGAGUACAGAGGUUUUGUUAAAGCUGAGGUUGCUAAAUAUAACAAGUUGUCGGCGGAUGAAAAAAAGAGGCUAGAAGCAAAAGCCUAUGACACAAUCCUUGCAAGAUUGGAUAACUAGCUUAAAAUGACAUGUUCUCGAAAAAAAAACUUUGUUAGCGGUAGUUUGUUGACGUAUUGUGCACUGAUUUUCUUAAAACCCAGUUUAACCGUUUUGUUCAGUUAUCUCAGUGACUUUAACAAGUACGAAUAUGUUAAC
Helianthus annuus (common sunflower) is the source of this 3042-nucleotide messenger RNA. RefSeq lists its product as uncharacterized. Gene Ontology annotation, cellular component: nucleus. The record is from RefSeq and is a predicted model, not a curated record. Gene Ontology annotation, molecular function: deSUMOylase activity. The coding region runs from base 1102 to 2904 and encodes 600 amino acids. Gene Ontology annotation, biological process: protein desumoylation. Lineage: Eukaryota; Viridiplantae; Streptophyta; Magnoliopsida; Asterales; Asteraceae. The transcript is spliced from 6 exons.